CAAAAAGAACAAAACUAUCUCUAGUCUUCCACACGCCACGGCGCGCCCUUUAUCACCUUCUCCUCGCCCUUUCCCCUUACCCUGUCCGACAACCUGCAGGCCACCGCCGACGUCACCGCCGGUUAACGCUAGUAUAUGUUACAGCUUCAACACCAGAGCUCGAGCUUAGGCACUUAUUUUUAAAUUGUUAGCCUGCUGGUGAAUUAUAAUCUUGGUUUCUUAGAUUUUGGUGAAUAUGGGAGGUCAUGGAGGUUUAAAUAUUCUUCCCCAAAAGCGUUGGAAUGUUUACAACUACGAAAACAGAGAGAAAGUGAAGCGAGACGAAGAAGCUGCAGCUAAAGAAGAACAGCUUAAACGUGAGCAGGCUAGGAAACGAGAUGCUGAGUUUCGUCUCGAGCAGCUUCGUACCGCACGGGGUUUAGCUCCAGUAAUCGACACUUCAAAGCCAGUAGAAACAGACCUAAAACCUGGUCACAUAAAUCUAUUUGAAGGCAUCAAGAUUUUUGACCCAAUUAAGGGUUCAGACAAUGGGGGAGUGGAAGAUGGGUCUAAGAAGAAGAGGAUGAAGAAGGAAGAAGUGGAAAAAAAGGUUAUCACACCCGAAGAUGAGAAGUAUAAGUUAGGUUAUGGUGUUGCUGGAAAAGGAGUCAAAAUGCCAUGGUACCUUGAGAGGCCCAGCAAGGAUGACACGGAGACUGGCGAAAAUGAUGGAUCGUCGAGAGUAGGGAAUGGAAAUGUAAAGAAGGGAGAAAAAAAGACAUUGGAAGAAUUGAGGGCUGAGCGUCUGAAACGAGAGCAGAAGGAGAAGGGAAGGGAGCGUGCUUUAAUCGCAGAGAGAAGCCGGAAGAGUGGAAUAGCUUCAAGGGAAGGAGAUUCAUCUUCCAGGAGGUGGAAAUCCAGAAGAUAAAGACUCAGGUUUUCUGGAUCAUGAAUGAUAUUAUCAUGGCUCUAGCCCACAGUUUUUGAAGGAAGCUGACUUUCGGUAUAUUGAGAUGAUCUCUUUAGGAGCAAAUUCCAUUUCCAAAUCUCAAUAGGUUUGUGUUAUGAACAAAGGCCUCCUGAAUCCUGAAUAAUUUGAUGACAAUGUGGCUGAAAUUUAUCUGGGCCUUGUGAAAUUUGUAGUUUGGAAUUCAUGGGGACAAGAUUUGUGUACAGAUAAGGUAAUGUUCAUCAUUGAGAUACACCAUAUCAACUGUAAUAGUGGUUGUAGAACUUGACGUGCAGCAAGAGGCGGUUGUUACUGGUGACGUUCUCAAUGUUAUUACAAGUCAAUGUGAUCAGUAGAACAUGUGAUGUGCCUUGUAAAAGAAGGCUAUCAAAUGUCCUACCUAAAAUGCAAUUUGUUCAAAUGGCACAAUUAAAUGGUAAAUUAUCACUAUCAAUCA
This is a messenger RNA of Cucumis melo (muskmelon), 1385 nucleotides long. RefSeq lists its product as uncharacterized. NCBI's taxonomy places the organism in Eukaryota, Viridiplantae, Streptophyta, Magnoliopsida, Cucurbitales, Cucurbitaceae. The transcript is spliced from 3 exons. The record is from RefSeq and is a predicted model, not a curated record. The coding region runs from base 236 to 907 and encodes 223 amino acids.